Molecule: messenger RNA, 1356 nt
Organism: Verticillium alfalfae VaMs.102
Lineage: Eukaryota; Fungi; Ascomycota; Sordariomycetes; Glomerellales; Plectosphaerellaceae
Product: zinc finger protein
Exons: 3
Coding region: 1-1356 (451 amino acids)
Biological process (GO): regulation of transcription by RNA polymerase II
Cellular component (GO): nucleus
Source: RefSeq, a predicted model, not a curated record
AUGUCGAAGCGCAAGGCAGCUGAAGAAGCUGAGGCUGUGAUAGCCAAGAAACUGGUCGUUGAGCCCCUCGACCCCAUGGACGUAUCGCGGAGGAAAAGCAUUUCCGACAGCACGUCAAGGGCUCCCACAGCCAGGAGCGUUCCCUACGUGUGCACCACCGAGGAUUGCGGCAAGUCCUUCCUGACCGCCACCCGCCUGCGCCGUCAUCAGGAAGUCCACGCCGGCCAGAACCGCUUCCGCUGCCGCGACUACCCACCAUGCGACCAGAGCUUCCGCAAGCACAACACACUGCAGCGUCACAUUCGCGCCGAGCAUCAGGGCGGCCCCGCCUACCUUUGCCCCGAGCAGGGGUGCCACGCCGGCUUCGACUCGCAGGGCGCCCUGCGCAACCACACCAAGCGCGACCACAGCGAGCCGAGCUUCUGGUGCGACGAGUGCGAGCUCGAGGCCGACCCCAGCGGCGACCGGCCCCCGCGGCGCUGCAAGGGGCAGGCCGAGCUCGAGCGCCACGUCGAGCUCUACCACUCGGGCAUCCCGCUCGAGGCCCGCAAGACGAUCCCCUGCGCCUGGCCCGGCUGCGACAAAAAGUUCACCAAGAAGAGCAACCUUAACGCCCACGUCCGCUCCGCCCACGAGGGCCUCCGCUUCGUCUGCGGCCAGGCCGAGCACGCCACGACCGCCGACCUCGCCGCCUGGCCGCGCGAGCAGGGGUGCGGCACGGCCUUUGUGACCAAGGGCAACCUCGAGGCCCACAUCCGCCACGUCCACCUCGGCAUCGAGCGGCCCGUCCCCGCGCCCCUCGCCGACCGCGACGACGACGACGUCGGCACCGCCGCCGCGCACCAGAAGCGCAGGCGCACGACCACGACCGUCAUGGACCAGGUCGCCGGCACCGACCGCUCCAUCGCCUGCACCAUGCCCCACUGCACCGAGCGCUUCUUCCGCGCCCACGACCUCGACCUCCACCUCGCACACCACCCGCCCUCGCCGAUCGAGGCCGAAGUCCUCCGCCUCGGCACCGAGGCCUCGGCCGAUGACACGUCCGCGACGGCCCAGCCGCAGCAGCAGGACAAUGUCGCCGACCGCCCCAUGCCGGAGCUGCCCUUCCUCGGCGUCAGCCAGGAGAUCGUCUACCGCGACGAGGCGGACCCCGUCAUCCGCGUGCCGCAGGACGACGACUUUUGGAUCGGCGCCGGCGACGCGUUUGGGCUGGACGCGGCGGCCGUGCCGGAGACCGCCGGCCAGCAGGACGUGACGUGGCAGCAUGACGAGGCGGCGAUGCGGGCGCUGAUUGACGAGGACUUCAGCCGCUUCAUUGACCCGGCGCUCGGGGAGGGCAUGUUCGCCAUGGAGUGA